Molecule: messenger RNA, 1887 nt
Organism: Polyodon spathula (Mississippi paddlefish)
Lineage: Eukaryota; Metazoa; Chordata; Actinopteri; Acipenseriformes; Polyodontidae
Product: homeobox protein Hox-A13b-like
Exons: 2
Coding region: 30-917 (295 amino acids)
Biological process (GO): regulation of transcription by RNA polymerase II
Molecular function (GO): DNA-binding transcription factor activity, RNA polymerase II-specific; RNA polymerase II cis-regulatory region sequence-specific DNA binding
Source: RefSeq, a predicted model, not a curated record
GCGCCAGUAGUCUCAAUGUUGGACGUGCUAUGACAGCAUCAUUACUCCUCCAUCCCCGCUGGAUUGACCCGGUGAUGUUCCUUUACGACAACGGUUUAGAUGAAGUGAGCAAAAACAUGGAAGGAUUUGCAGGAGGCAACUUUGCCGCGAAUCAAUGCAGAAAUUUGAUGGCCCAUCCUGCUUCCCUGGCUCCUAGCACUGCUUACACGUCGAGUGAGGUGCCAGUUUCUGGCAUGGCUGAGCCUGUCAAACAGUGCAGCCCCUGUUCUGCAGCCCAGAGCUCUUCCAGUGCCUCUCUUCCCUAUGGAUAUUUUGGCAGCGGCUACUACCCCUGUAGGAUGGCACACCACAGCAGCAUUAAGUCCUGCGCGCAGCCCUCCGCCUAUGCGGAGAAGUAUAUGGACACAUCAGGCUCUGGCGAAGAAUACACUUCAAGAGCAAAGGAGUUUGCUUUUUAUCAGGGAUAUGCUGCUAGUCCAUAUCAACCUGUCCCUAGCUAUAUAGAUGUGCCUGUAGUGCCCACCAUAAGCGGCCCCGGAGAACCGAGGCAUGAAUCGUUGUUGCCAGUGGAAAGUUACCAGCCAUGGGCAAUCACCAAUGGGUGGAACGGUCAAGUUUACUGUUCUAAGGAGCAAACCCAGCCGACUCAUCUCUGGAAAUCAACAAUUCAAGAUGUUGUUUCACAUCCGGGAGAUGUCGGCUCUUUUCGACGUGGGAGAAAGAAAAGAGUGCCCUAUACAAAGGUACAGCUGAAAGAACUGGAGAGGGAGUACGCGACCAAUAAAUUCAUUACCAAGGACAAGCGAAGAAGGAUAUCGGCUCAAACAAACCUGUCUGAAAGACAGGUCACAAUAUGGUUCCAGAACAGGAGAGUAAAAGAGAAGAAGGUUGUGCACAAGACCAAGAGCACUAGUUAGUGAUGGCGGAAGAUGAGCUGCGACCUCUCCGCGGAACGAACUCAAUUUUGACUGAUAUAAAACUAAAAAUAACGAAACACUUAAUAUAGACUUCCGCUUCACAGAAGUGGAUUUUACAUGUAAAAUUCACCGGUAAAUAUGAAGACGUUUUCUGAAUAAUUGGAAUGGUUCAACCACCCGAAUCCCAAGAAUAUCAUGAUGAAUAUAGAACCAAAUAUUGGAGUUCUUCAAAGCCUGCAGAGUUGAUGUAAAAUAUUAGGAGCUUUGUGCAUCGAUGGCUAGGUGUGUUUGUAUCAUGCUCUUCAGAGCAUGUAGAAACCAGGCGUUUUUUUUUUUUAAAGUGUACAGUUUCAUUAAAUACAAACAUAUACUGCAUGCGUAUUUACUGCUCAGGUAAAUCAUACAUCCUAGGUGUAAUAUAUGUAUGUUUACGCACUAUUUUUAUUUUCAUUUAGAACGAUAUAAAGAUGGCACUAUACUAAAUAUGAGUAGCCUAAAUUAAAACGAGCAUGUUUUAGAAAUAAAUAUAUAUAUGCCUUUUUAUUUAAAGAAAAAAAGAAACAUUAUACAGUGACUUCAUUUAUUUAAUGGAGACACAAAUCAGCAUACACUUUUUUAAACUUGUUAAAAGGUUUCAGUGUAGUAAAUGUCACAAUAGUUAAUGCUAUAGAUUCGUGUCUGGUUUACAUAUCAUUAUGCUAUGCACACUCUUGCUAUACCAUAAAAGUGUGUUCACUUGUGCCAAAUGUAAAAUAGUUGAGCUAUAGAAAUUAUUUUCGAUGUACCAGCAAAUUAAACCAUCAAAACAUUUUAUACUUUCGUUGUACAUUUAUUUGUGUAAAUGCAACACUGCUGUCAGUAAACCCUGCUAAUUACCAACCAUGUGUCUUACAAAUAAAAUAAGGGUUUGACAUUUUCAAUAAAAUACAAUGUUAUCUUUAUUUGUUAAGAAAUCUGUGUUCACUGCAUG